CGGGUUAGAAGCGGCGCGGUCAUGGCGGAGCGCGGACAGCAGCCUCCUCCCGCGAAACGGCUGUGCUGCCGGCCGGGCGGCGGCGGCGGCGGCGGCGGCGGGGGCAGCGGCGCGGGCGGCGGCUACAGCGCGGCCUGUCGGCCUGGCCCGCGGGCGGGCGGCGCUGUGGCGGCGGCGGCGGCGGCGGCCGCGGCGUGCGGGGGCGGCGCGGCGCUGGGACUGCUGCCGCCGGGCAAGACCCAGAGCCCCGAGUCGCUGCUGGACAUCGCGGCGCGCCGGGUGGCCGAGAAGUGGCCGUUCCAGCGCGUCGAGGAGCGCUUCGAGCGCAUCCCGGAGCCGGUGCAGCGCCGCAUCGUCUACUGGUCGUUCCCCCGCAGCGAGCGAGAGAUCUGCAUGUACUCGUCCUUCAACACCGGGGGCGGCGCGGCGGGCGGCCCGGGCGACGACGGCGGCAGCGGCCCCGGCGGCGCGGGCGGCAGCGGCGGCGGCGGAGGCGGCGGCGGCGGCGCGGGCGGCGGUGGAGGUGGCGGGGGCUCCUCGUCCUCGCCGGCCGCCACUUCGGCCGCCGCCGCCGCCGCCGCUGCCGCCGCCGCUGCCGCCGCUGCCGCCGCCGCCGCCGCCGCCGCGGGUGCCGGGACCCCGUCGUCGUCGUCGUCGUUGUCGUCGGUCGGGGCGAGCGGGGCGGCGGACGGCGGCGACGAGACGCGGCUGCCCUUCCGCCGGGGCAUCGCGCUGCUGGAGGGAGGCUGCGUAGACAACGUCCUGCAAGUCGGUUUCCACCUGAGUGGCACAGUGACAGAACCUGCAAUGCAAUCGGAGCCAGAAACUGUUUGCAACGUGGCCAUCAGCUUUGAUCGUUGCAAGAUUACCUCAGUGACCUGCAGCUGUGGAAACAAGGACAUAUUUUAUUGUGCCCAUGUUGUGGCGCUGUCUUUAUACCGCAUCCGCAAGCCAGAUCAGGUCAAACUGCAUCUUCCCAUUUCAGAGACUCUCUUUCAAAUGAAUAGAGACCAACUACAAAAGUUUGUACAGUAUUUGAUCACAGUGCACCACACCGAAGUUUUGCCAACUGCCCAAAAGUUAGCAGACGAAAUCCUUUCCCAAAAUUCAGAAAUCAACCAAGUUCAUGGUGCUCCUGAUCCCACAGCAGGUGCUAGUAUAGAUGAUGAAAACUGCUGGCACUUAGAUGAAGAGCAGGUUCAAGAACAGGUGAAACUGUUCCUCUCCCAGGGCGGGUACCAUGGAUCAGGGAAGCAGCUGAAUUUGCUCUUUGCAAAGGUGCGGGAGAUGUUGAAGAUGAGAGACUCCAACGGGGCCCGCAUGUUGACCCUGAUAACCGAGCAGUUCAUGGCUGACCCUCGCCUGUCACUGUGGAGGCAACAAGGCACUGCGAUGACCGACAAAUACAGGCAGCUCUGGGAUGAGUUGGGUGCUCUGUGGAUGUGCAUCGUUUUAAACCCCCACUGCAAGUUAGAGCAAAAGGCAAGUUGGCUAAAACAGCUGAAAAAAUGGAACAGCGUCGAUGUCUGUCCCUGGGAAGAUGGAAAUCAUGGCAGUGACUUACCCAUUUUAACCAAUGCUCUGCCUCAGGGGGCAAAUGCCAGCCAAGAUUCAUCGAACAGGCCACAUCGGACAGUGUUCACCCGAGCCAUUGAGGCAUGCGAUCUCCACUGGCAGGAUAGCCAUUUGCAGCACAUUAUCAGCAGUGACCUAUACACCAACUACUGUUACCAUGACGACACUGAAAACUCCCUCUUUGACUCCCGCGGGUGGCCCCUCUGGCAUGAACACGUUCCUACAGCCUGUGCCAGAGUGGAUGCGUUACGUUCUCAUGGGUACCCCAGAGAAGCAUUGAGACUAGCAAUAGCUAUUGUUAACACGUUAAGACGACAGCAGCAGAAACAGUUGGAAAUGUUCCGAACUCAAAAAAAAGAGCUACCCCAUAAAAGCAUAACCUCAAUAACCAAUCUGGAAGGCUGGGUCGGACAUCCACUGGACCCUGUGGGUACUCUUUUCAGUAGCCUUAUGGAAGCCUGCCACAUUGAUGAUGAAAACUUCUCAGGGUUCUCAGAUUUUACGGAAAAUAUGGGACAGUGCAAGUCUUUGGAAUACCAGAAUGUACCUGCACACAAAUUCUUAGAAGAAGGGGAAUCCUAUUUGACGCUGGCUGUGGAGGUAGCCCUGAUAGGACUCGGACAGCAGCGUGUCAUGCCUGAUGGGCUGUAUACACAAGAGAAAGUGUGUCGGAAUGAGGGCCAACUCAUUUCUAAGCUUCAGGAAAUUGAAUUGGAUGACACGCUAGUGAAAAUCUUUCGCAAGCAAGCAGUCUUCCUAUUAGAAGCCGGUCCAUAUAGUGGUCUAGGCGAAAUAAUCCAUCGGGAGAGCGUUCCAAUGCACACAUUUGCCAAGUAUCUCUUCACCUCUCUCCUACCUCAUGAUGCUGAAUUGGCAUACACAAUUGCACUGAGAGCAAUGCGGUUACUAGUAUUGGAAUCUACUGCUCCAACGGGAGACCUCACCCGCCCACACCACAUUGCGUCAGUCGUUCCCAACCGAUACCCUCGUUGGUUCACUCUAAGCCACAUUGAAUCCCAGCAGUGUGAGCUGGCAUCCACCAUGCUAACUGCAGCCAAAGGCGAUGUUCGGAGGCUGGAAACAGUAUUAGAAUCCAUCCAGAAAAACAUUCACUCCUCAUCACACAUCUUCAAGCUUGCCCAGGAUGCAUUUAAAAUAGCAACUCUCAUGGACAGUUUGCCAGACAUCACUCUUUUGAAAGUGUCUCUGGAGCUGGGUCUGCAGGUUAUGCGAAUGACGCUGUCAACCUUAAAUUGGCGUCGGCGGGAGAUGGUGAGGUGGCUGGUCACAUGUGCUACUGAAGUCGGUGUUUAUGCCCUGGACAGCAUCAUGCAGAGCUGGUUUACACUAUUUACUCCCACCGAGGCCACCAGUAUAGUCGCAACUACCGUGAUGUCCAACAGCACCAUCGUCCGCCUCCACCUAGACUGCCACCAGCAGGAGAAGCUGGCCAGCAGUGCCCGAACCCUCGCGUUGCAGUGUGCCAUGAAGGACCCACAGAACUGUGCCCUCUCUGCAUUAACCCUUUGCGAAAAGGAUCACAUAGCUUUUGAGACGGCUUACCAAAUUGUUCUUGACGCUGCUACAACCGGGAUGAGCUACACACAGCUCUUUACCAUAGCACGGUACAUGGAGCACCGCGGGUACCCCAUGAGGGCCUAUAAGCUGGCCACCCUGGCCAUGACCCAUCUCAACCUGAGCUACAAUCAGGACACACACCCUGCCAUUAAUGAUGUUUUGUGGGCCUGCGCGCUUAGCCACUCCCUUGGUAAGAAUGAGCUCGCAGCUAUUAUACCUCUGGUGGUCAAAAGUGUCAAGUGUGCAACGGUACUGUCGGACAUUCUGCGCAGGUGCACUCUGACCAGCCCUGGCAUGGUGGGGCUUCACGGAAGGAGGAACUCCGGUAAGCUCAUGUCACUGGACAAGGCCCCCUUGAGGCAACUCCUGGAUGCCACGAUCGGGGCCUACAUCAACACAACGCACUCACGACUCACACACAUCAGUCCCCGGCACUAUAGUGAGUUCAUCGAAUUCCUCAGCAAGGCCCGAGAGACCUUCCUAAUGGCGCAUGAUGGACACAUUCAGUUUACACAGUUUAUUGACAACCUGAAACAAAUCUACAAAGGCAAAAAGAAACUGAUGAUGUUGGUCCGGGAGAGGUUUGGUUGACGGAACUUGUAUGAAUGGGGGUGGGGAGGGCGGGGUGGGAGGGGUGGUUUGUUUUUACUUGAGCCUGCCUUUGUACCCUUUUUAACUUAAAGAACAGAGCCACAUCGGUAUUAUAUGUGUAUAGUUCUAUUGCGUUUGCAGACUAAAUUGUCAUGUUGUGAAAGUUUGCGUGUUUUUAAAAUCUUUUUUCCCUUCUUUUAUUUUAAGCUUUUCUUUUUUUUUUCAUUCUUUUUUUUCUGUUUGUGUAUGAGAGAGAGGUUAAAAAGGUUUGGUUUACACUGAGUAUAUGUUGUCAAGUGGCAAACGUCCGCAUAGCUCUCCUGUUUUCUGUAUACGUUCACAGCCUCAAAAAAAAAAAAAAUUGAAAUGGCUUUAAAAACCAAACAAAACACCUCCAUCCUGUGAUAAGUACCUCGAAUGGAUUCAGCUUUACUCCUUUGUAACUCAUCUUUACAUUUUCAGCAUAUUUAAACAAACCAACAAAAUGAAAUACUAAUAGUGAAAAGGCUGACCCACGUGGCUUUGCAGUGCUGUUCGUCCAGAAGCAUGGCACACAGUGCUUGUGCAUGUGGAAACUUAGCGACUGUCAACAUACAUUCUCAGGGAUUUAUCCAAAAAAAAAAAAAUUAAAAAAAAUGAGAGCAUUUAUUGUACUGUAUAUAUAUUAUAGUAUAUGUCUGAAUAUUGAAAAUAUAACAUUAACUAAUUUAUAAAAAAUAUUCUAUGUAAUGCAAAAUACUUGAAGCUGCAGUAGCUUGGUUUUAAACAAAAACAAAAAAAAAACUGAUGAGAGAAAACCUAUCUGAAGGACUACAUGUGCGCCUUGCUUCAGCGUUGGCUCAGGUGGUGAACUUCCUGCCGGGCAUCUGUGCGGAGCCACCUUUUGGAUUGCAUGGUUGGACUGAGAUCUGUUGGAGAAACGCUAUAUGUAUAUAUAUUUAUACAACUUACGUAUACAUAUAUAUAUGUAUACACACACACACACACGCACACACACCAACAACAACCACUACAGCACACAUGCUUGUAACAGGCACUAGAUUAAAGAGGGACAACAAAACAACACAGCCAGAGCAGCAAGCCUUAGCAUUAAGCAUAUACAGUAUGCCGGAAUCGGGGUUCGUGCCUCCUAGCCUAGGAAACUUAAAAAAAAAAAAAAAGAAAUAUCCUUUUGACACAAACCACAAAAUGUUUUCCAAAACAAUUGACAUAUGAGACAUUACGCCUUUGCAGUGAGCUAAUAAUAAGCUAACCUUUGUGCACAAAUAACAGUAUAUAUAUUAUAUAUCUAUUCUGCAUAGGUAUUUUGACUUCGUGCAGGACAGAAAGUUGUGUAGGUAUGACUGUUCUACUUUUCAGUUUUCUUUUCUUUUUUUAAUAUAUUUUAUUUUCUCUAGAAUUACUCAAAACAGAAGCAGCCUUCUAUCUUGCCUUGUCUUAAUGCUUUAAAAUAACCAAACUGGAGAUCUAACUACCAAACUGUCCAUUAUAUUAUUAAAUACCAAUUUUGGUUACAGUAUAGUGUCUUUACUUUAGCUGAUGGUUCUGUAACCUUGUGCUUUUUAAAGCAAUUUUUAUGUUUUGGUGCAAAAGUUGUCCAGUGUCUCUUGUUCCCUUCAUUAGAGAACAUGCUAGAGGUAUGUUUGUAGGUAUUUUUGUUUAGAAAAACUAUCUCAUGCGUUCCAUUUUAUUUAUUAUAAUAGGUAAAAAGAAAAAAAAAGGUUGUACUUCAUCACCCAUGUAAACAUGCUCAUGAAGUUGAAAGUAAUUAAGAUUUGAUACACUGAUAUCAAUUUAUUUAUGUAACUAAAUCACUGUUUUAUAAACUUGUUAAUGAUCAACAAUUUUUGUUUUGAUUAAAAUUAGUUUUUUGAAA
Molecule: messenger RNA, 5620 nt
Organism: Ochotona princeps (American pika)
Lineage: Eukaryota; Metazoa; Chordata; Mammalia; Lagomorpha; Ochotonidae
Gene: ZSWIM6
Product: zinc finger SWIM-type containing 6
Exons: 14
Coding region: 22-3744 (1240 amino acids)
Cellular component (GO): Cul2-RING ubiquitin ligase complex
Molecular function (GO): zinc ion binding
Source: RefSeq, a predicted model, not a curated record